Messenger RNA from Hibiscus syriacus, 2213 nucleotides. Its product is annotated as probable serine/threonine-protein kinase abkC. Lineage: Eukaryota; Viridiplantae; Streptophyta; Magnoliopsida; Malvales; Malvaceae. The transcript is spliced from 5 exons. The record is from RefSeq and is a predicted model, not a curated record. Bases 198 to 2090 code for a protein of 630 amino acids.
AGAAACCCUCAAACAAUCACCGCAUAUCACUUGGAUGUUAUUCAAAAGCGAUCACUAUCUCUGCAUCCAUCGUUCUCAGCUACGUGUACGACUCCACCAUGCGCCACUCUUCCGCCGCUGCCGCCGACUACCUGUACGGCUGAAACCAAAAUUAUUCCUUGCCGGCGACGGUGCUUGCUCCGGCUUUGUAUGCAGCCAUGUCGAGAUUUUUAAGCUAUGGAAAUGCUAGGAGGGUUGCGCAAUCAAUUCAUUCAAACUGGAAGAGUAGCUUCCGGGAAUCGAAUAAUAACGUGGUGCAUCCUAAAGUUGAGUUCCCUUUCUCACUAUAUAGGCUAUACUCACAGUUUAAACAUUCACUUAGAGAAGAUACUAUGCCUUUUACAUUGUACAAAGUAAUGGAAAGAUUAUCUAAGAGUUAUCAGCCCCAGAGCUUUCAGGCACUUUCGCCUAGCUAUUCAUUCUCGGUCAAACCACAAAUUACUUGGAAGAGGCUUUUUCAAGUGUUUUACUAUGAUGGUCCAGCUUCGACACCAAUAAGUAGAAUUGCCCGUGCAGCGAGUCUAGCUUUAAGUAGGUCGAACCACAUAGCUCCUGGUGUUAUUGCAUUCUUACUCGGAGAGUUAGCUUGGACCCAGCCGAAAUGGGCAGAGGCAGAAGGCUUCUCCACAAAGGAUUCUCUUUAUAUGCAAGCACAAGAUGGGCAUAUUUAUUUGGCAUCAUUUGUAUUUUUCCUUUUGGAAUUUGUAAUUUUGUUAUACAGAGCUAUCUAUUUAGUGAUUUUGUUUUUACCCAGCAUAGCAAUGGCUCCCUUUGUGGAUUCUCUGGGUUCUGAGUUCAGAAAAAAAUGGAUUCAUAUUCUCCACCAUACACUGGAAAAAGCAGGCCCAGCGUUUAUAAAAUGGGGUCAAUGGGCUGCAACUAGACCAGAUCUGUUUCCCAGAGAUAUUUGCAAUGUACUUGCUGAACUUCAUACGAAAGCUCCAUCACAUAGUUUCUCUUUCACAAAGAAGUCCAUUGAAAAUGCAUUUGGUCGAAAGUUAUCUGAAAUCUUUGCUGAUUUUGAAGAGGAACCGUUGGCAUCUGGAAGUGUUGCUCAAGUUCAUAGAGCAACAUUAAGGUAUAGAUAUCCUGGUCAGCAGAUCAAGCCCAUCGUAGUUGCUGUAAAGGUUCGGCAUCCUGGGGUUGGUGACGCAAUUAGAAGGGACUUUAUGAUAAUUAAUUCUGUAGCUAAAAUUUCAAAGUUCAUUCCUACGCUGAAAUGGUUGAGAUUGGAUGAAAGCUUACAACAAUUUGCUGUUUACAUGAUGUCUCAAGUUGAUCUUGCUAGGGAAGCUGCACAACUAAGCCGUUUUAUCUACAACUUCCGAAGAUGGAAGGAUGUCUCAUUUCCGAAGCCACUAUACCCAUUGGUGCACCCCGCGGUUCUGGUAGAGACUUUUGAGCACGGAGAAAGUGUUUUGCACUAUGUGGAUGAGCUUGAGGGACAUGAACAGAUUAAAAGUUCCCUAGCUCACAUUGGAACACAUGCACUUCUAAAAAUGCUUUUGGUAGAUAAUUUUGUUCAUGCGGACAUGCAUCCUGGAAAUAUUCUUGUCCGUAUAAAAGAUAGACGAACACAUAACCAACUCUUUAGUUCAAGGCCUCAUGUUAUCUUACUUGAUGUGGGCAUGACAGCUGAACUCUCUGGUACAGAUCGUUUGAACUUACUGGAGUUUUUUAAGGCUGUUGCCCUUCGAGAUGGUCGCAAUGCUGCUGAGUGCACACUUAGAUUAUCUAAAAAGCAACGUUGCCCCAAUCCAAAGGCUUUCGUGGAGGAUGUUGAGAAAUCUUUCGAUUUAUGGGAUUCCCCAGUUGGCGAGUCUAUCCACCCAGGUGAAUGCAUACAGCAACUGCUUGAGCAUGUUAGACGUCAUAAAGUCAACAUCGAUGGAAAUGUUUGUACUGUAAUUGUUACCACAUUGGUUCUCGAGGGAUGGCAGCGGAAGCUCGAUCCUCAGCUGGACGUGAUGCGCACGUUGCAGACUUUGCUAUUUAAAGUUGACUGGGCUGAAUCUCUAUUUUACACCAUUGAAGGACUUGUUGCACCUUAAAAGGACUCUGUUCAUCUCCUCUAUCAUUUUUACCCAAAGUUUUGAUGGCCAGGUAUGGCAUUAACAUGUUACAAUAAUUAGAAACCUAUCGUUCAGUUUCAAGUUCGGGUUCGAGUUUCGCCA